Molecule: messenger RNA, 1032 nt
Organism: Nicrophorus vespilloides
Lineage: Eukaryota; Metazoa; Arthropoda; Insecta; Coleoptera; Silphidae
Exons: 3
Coding region: 354-884 (176 amino acids)
Biological process (GO): regulation of synaptic transmission, cholinergic; sleep; positive regulation of voltage-gated potassium channel activity
Source: RefSeq, a predicted model, not a curated record
GGGGGCUUCGUAAUAUGCGUGAGGCUAAAAGCCUCCCGACCGACAAUACCAGACACCCGACUCUAUACAACAGCUGAUUCAGUUGGCCAACGAACAUGAAAGUGGAAGCAACAAAUGUGCCUUAGCCUGUUGUACGACGAAACGAAUUAUCUGUGAGCAUGUGAAGAAGAAGCCUCCUUCUCCUCCACCACCACACGAGUGCAUCGAACUGGAUUAUCAUCAUCAUCAUCAAUGAACUACCCACCGUGAGCAGACGAUAGAUCAAGGAAUGCCACGCGCGUGAUUGACGUUGUUUUUUUUUGUUGUUGCAAUUUUAAUAAACAAUCUCUGAAGAAUCGAAGGAGAAGAUAAUAAUGAUGAUGAUGAUGAAAAGCGCGACGGCAUCCCCUGCCACGCUGAUCCUUCUGGCGGCGUUUGCCCUGGUCGCAACGUUACCAUCGGCUGAGGGCGUUCUGAAGUGCUUCAGAUGCACCGUGACUCCGCCCUCUGCGUUCUCGAACGAACCGGAACGCCUCUGCUCAAAAUUCGACUACUCGGAUAGGUACAUCGUCGAGUGUCCAUACUCGACGCUCUGCAUGAAGAAGCAUUUUACAGUGAAUCUAACAGUGCCCAUCAACGGCACGGUUCGCGAUUGCGCCAAGCAACGCUACGACUACCAAGACUUCGUCAACGGGAAAUGGCAAUUGGAAGUGGCGAUCGAGGAGCCCUACGAGGAAGGCUGCACGAAGGCCGACGAUAAAGGCUAUCGGUCGUCCUCGUCGACGUUCUGCUAUUGCCGAGGCGACCUCUGCAACUCCGCCCCCAAAACAGAGAACCACGCCUUCGUCGCUACUCUCACAAUCGCUGUGAUCUUUACAUUCAAAUAUCCUUUCAGGAUACUUUAAAUCCCUAUAAUUUUAUAUAUAUAUAUAUAUACUGUACUAUGAUAUAUUUGAUUUGAUUUUUAUUUUUAAACGAAUCACUCUUUCUUUCAAUUAUUUUAAUAUGUACUAUGACAAAUAUAUUAGGCAACCAAAUCUACUCUCUUUAAAA